AUGGAUGAAGAACACGGUUUAUUCGCCGUGAUGUUAGCUUCAUCAUUAGAACAAUGCAGUGUUAGAUAUGGAUCAGGUCUUAAAGUAUUCCCAUUGUUCCAUAAUUCCGCAAUGACAGUUCAAGUUCACGAAGGAAUUGGCAUAAUAGAUCCUUUAACACAACUCACACCCACAUUUAACGAAGAUACAGAUGAUUACGAAGAAUUAUACGAGAUUUCAGACGAAUCUAUACCUGAUGACAUUGAUGAGCUUGUUUUAGAAGAUUCUUUACACGUUUUUAACCACAUCAAACGUCUAGUAUCAUUGCUUUACGGUACUGAUGUUUCUCAUCUCGAAAUUGCAUUCGGACUUAAAGAUAUCGGCGAUGAAAUACAAAUUUUCAUAACAGAUGUGUUAUCUUGCAAAUUACAGAAAUCUCCGCUUUCAGAUCUUCUUGCAAAUGUACCCGAUGGAUCUGAUAUGUUUGCGCAACUACUUACAAUUUUAUAUUCGUGUAACUACUCAACAGAUCAUUGCUGGUCAAUUCCACGCUGUGACAAACAUUCAGAGAUAACAGUAACACUUGGAGUUACUCUCAGAUACUUCAUUUUCCAAUUAUUUUACGAUUGCAACGUUGAUUUACUUUUCAACUUUGCCAAAAACUUCUUCAGAGAGUUCUCUCCAGAAUCAUUACGAAAGACAGUCCGUUUUUGCAGAGAUUGUUACUUCAAAUGGCAACUUGAAGAAAUGAAGUUUAAACAGCUUGGAAAAUACCACUACCAAACAGCUCCUGUGACUAAAGGUCCAAAAGAUAAAGCCCAGCUUCGUGCAGCAGCAGGAAAUGUCCUUAGAAAUGGAAAAAUGCGAGCAUCAGUCGGAUCUUCUGAAUUACUUCACGCUACAUACAACAAUAAGAAAAAUUCUGUUUAUAACUCUCGUAAUGAAGGCUUUUCUUUCUCUUUGCUUGGAAAGAAACGAAUUUAA
Molecule: messenger RNA, 963 nt
Organism: Trichomonas vaginalis G3
Lineage: Eukaryota; Parabasalia; Trichomonadida; Trichomonadidae
Exons: 1
Coding region: 1-963 (320 amino acids)
Source: RefSeq, a predicted model, not a curated record